AUCAAAUAUCAAUAUGCAACGUCUAUAUCAUCAAUUUUUCGGUAGCCAACAAAAGAAGUUUCCCCUUAUAGCAUACAUUUCUUUGUUGGUGCAGUAAUUAAUUAAAUGGAGACACUACUAUGGAACUUGGAGGCCAAAUGGAAGCUCUCGACACAAAAAGUCGUCGCAGUAUUCGCGUGCACUUCUUUCCUAGUCGUCGGACUAUGCCUAUUCGGAGCUUUGAUCAUCCGUUGGAGAAAAUCCAGUACAAAACCAAGAGGGAGUGUUCUUAUUCACGAUCAAGAACUUCCAUGCAAGAACGCACCGAGCGGGGCCGGGUCCUGUGUGGGCCCGGCCCGAUGCUCGGUGGUGUCAGUGCUGACGAGGACGGUGCGGUGGAGCCCGCGUCGGGAGGAGAGAUUAGCGACGACUACGAUGGGGAGUCGGAGAGAAGCGCCGACGCCUCUGCUUGUGAAGAGGGAUGUUUGGCAUAGCCAUAAUUCGACUUCGGCCGUUUGGCAGAGGCCGAUUCUCAUGGGCGGAAAGUGCGAGCUGCCGAGGUUUAGUGGGCUUAUCUUGUAUGAUGGGAAGGGCACGCCGCUUCAUCAAUGUGAUCAACCAGGAAUUAUUACAACGACGAGAGAUCAACAGGAGAAGUCACAUCUAGUUCCCAGAACUACGCUGAGGGACUUGCUAUGAUCACCUCUACUUAUUAUUUUUGCCUCUGGAAUUUAAUUUUCUUAUGGCAUUUAAUUGAGUAGUUGAGAGUUUUAUUUUUAGCCCUAAAGUCUUGUAAAACUAUGUUGUUUUGAUUAGUUUAUAUUUUGGGGACUUCUGUAU
Molecule: messenger RNA, 819 nt
Organism: Erythranthe guttata (spotted monkey flower)
Lineage: Eukaryota; Viridiplantae; Streptophyta; Magnoliopsida; Lamiales; Phrymaceae
Source: RefSeq, a predicted model, not a curated record